ACUCUCGCGAGAGCGUCGAGACCCGGCCCGGCCCUGACAGCGAGGGACGAUGGCAGCGGUGGGCGGGCGGCUCCUGGUGGCUGGCGCGGGACGGGCGCGGGGCAGAGGGCUGCGCCAGGCUCCAGCCGCAUCUCUGGUGCCGUCCCGGAGCGCCACGGUCACCCGCAGCGGAGCCAUUUUGCCUAAGCCGGUUAAGACGCCCUUUGGCCUCCUGAGAGUGUUCAGCGUUGUGAUCCCGUUCCUGUAUGUCGGGACGCAGAUCAGUAAGAACUUCGCAGCCCUGCUGGAAGAACACGACAUCUUCGUCCCAGAGGAUGACGACGACGAUGACUAAAGGGUACGGGAAUGGCACGACUGUCUCCAGGGGUGCCACUACUGGUGCUUCUGUUUGCCAUGGUGCUGGGACACAGCCCUGUAGGGAGUGCAGGCAGCAGCUGUGGUUGAAGCUGAGGACAUGAACAGCUGCGCUGCCACUGGCUGUGAGCUUUUUGGUUCCUCUGUAAGCAAGUAGGCUGGAUGUAUGUACUUUCCUUCAUCUGAUGUGAUUCCAUCUGGUUUGUCCUUUUGUGUAAGAUUUUACUUUGGGUGUUAUUUCAUUAUAUCCAGCAGUGUUGUUUUAUAGUCAUGUGUGCAGUGUGCAGCUAAAAACAAGUUUGCAGAGAUCUCAGUCGCUCGUUAGAAACUUGUUUUUUGCAAAUUGCCACCUUGCCUAGUUUGUGGGAAGGAAUAUGGCUGCAGAUUGCUAUGGCAUAUAUCUGAAGAGUAAUGUCUUUUUACUCUGUUUGCAGAACUGUAAUUGAAGAACAGAAGGGAGGAAACCAUUGACAGACAGACAUAGUGCCAGCAUCUGCCAUCCAUGUUUUGUCCUUCUUCAAGAGGACGGGGGGGCAUUACAUCCCCUUUGCCAGUGAAUGUCCUGCACUUGUAUGUAUAUGAAAAAUCUAUAGAUCAGGGUUGAAAUAAGUGCUUCAUAAGCUCUGCAUCCUUGCACAUACACACUCCAACCUCAUAAAGAACUGCGUGGGAUUCCUUAUAUUAGCAAUAUAUUAAAGAACAAGACAUUUGA
Molecule: messenger RNA, 1066 nt
Organism: Tympanuchus pallidicinctus (lesser prairie-chicken)
Lineage: Eukaryota; Metazoa; Chordata; Aves; Galliformes; Phasianidae
Gene: SMDT1
Product: single-pass membrane protein with aspartate rich tail 1
Exons: 2
Coding region: 50-334 (94 amino acids)
Biological process (GO): mitochondrial calcium ion homeostasis; calcium import into the mitochondrion
Cellular component (GO): mitochondrial inner membrane; uniplex complex
Source: RefSeq, a predicted model, not a curated record